AUGCAUAUAUUUUGCUUGCAUCUGGCUUCUAACACGCCGCAGAUGAAUCCAGGGCCGAAUGAACUGGACAACUUGAGUGAACUAUUUAACUUCAUCGACGAAGAACAAAAUGACAUCGGACAGAUCAUGGACGAAUUGGACACCAUUCCUGGCAAUAAAGCUUCCGACAGUCUCGAAAAUGACAAUUCAGGCAACGGAGGAGUUACGAAAAAAGCGCAGUGCUCUGCGUUUUUACCUCUGAGUGAAGGAGACCCGAAGGACCCCCUCCAGCAGCAGCCCUUGGCGCUGGGCUUCUACGUAUCAACAGCACCCACUGGUCAACUGCCCUCCUGGUUCUGGUCCGCGAACCCUCUUGCCGAGUUCAGAGAUCCAGCAACACUUAAAGCUGCUCUUCACAUCAAAACCUCAAUGAAUGACGAGCAAAAUCAUCCACUAGAUUCAAUGCAUACGACAACAGUUCUUCGACAUGUGUUGGAAAGUUACAAUUCGCUGUCCUGGUUAAAUAUUGACCCAUUUUACUCGUUUGACAGAAGUUCCUGCCUGCCGUUCCACAUGGUUGUUCUAGUCAAUUUGUAUCACUGCAUGGAAAAAUUCUCGACUCUAUCUGUUCCCAGCUUAAAGCAUCCCUCGUCAGCCGGCAGUGAAAUUUCACCCAACACCCAAAUCGUCAAGGACAUUUUACAUCAACAGCACUUAAAUCGCGUCUCGAAAAGUUGAUGAACAGUCAACCCUUCCGUUCUUAGAAUGAAUCUCUUGAAUUGAAAUGAGGAAUUCUUUCUGUGCCAAUGAAAUAAUGGCAUUGUUUUAUCUAUCGAAAUUACGUUUCAAGUUAGCUUGUUGAUAAUAUUUUGGAAACUAGUUUUAAUGCCUAUUUGACACACCUAACAGGACAAACUCCGAUCCGUAGAGUUAAUUGCUAUAAUUGAAUUGAGAUACAGAGAAUAUAUUGUAGUAAUAUCAAUGUAAUUUAUUUGUGUUCUUAAUUUUUACCCUA
Symsagittifera roscoffensis is the source of this 994-nucleotide messenger RNA. Its product is annotated as mediator of RNA polymerase II transcription subunit 13-like. Gene Ontology annotation, cellular component: mediator complex. The transcript has 2 exons. Gene Ontology annotation, molecular function: transcription coactivator activity. Lineage: Eukaryota; Metazoa; Xenacoelomorpha; Acoela; Convolutidae. The coding region runs from base 1 to 717 and encodes 238 amino acids. Gene Ontology annotation, biological process: positive regulation of transcription by RNA polymerase II. The record is from RefSeq and is a predicted model, not a curated record.